AUGGUUAAUCCCAAAAAUAAAUCAAUUAAUAUAAAUGAUUCAAGACCAAGACGAGCGAAGACUUUCACGGGAUGUUGGACUUGUAGAGCCAGGAAAGUAAAAUGUGACCUAAAAAGACCUGGGUGUCUUCGGUGUGCGAAAUCUGGAUUGGACUGUGGAGGUUACGAUAUUAAAUUACGAUGGUCUCCAUUAGUCAAAUUCGACCCAUAUGGUAUCCAAUAUUCUACAGGACCUGCUACUACAACCAGUAGCACAGCUACCACAUCUAUGAAAAUGUCAAAUAAAAAAACAAAAAAUACUCAUAACAGAAACAAAAAUGAUAAAGGUAGUAAUACUAAUGAACCACAUUACCAAAGAAGAAAUAUUGAUUUUGUCAAAUAUGAUGACGAAUAUGUGUACCAUGAGGAUAUGGAUGAUGAAUUAUCCCUCUUGCAUGCCCCACCGAUGGAUAAAAUAUCUGAUGGCAAGACUUGGAUAAUCAAAAAAUUUGGUGUUUUUAAAGGUCUGGAUAACCCAGAUACAACCUAUUUACAAAGGAAAAGAAGAAAGCCGAGACAAAAUACCACCACAAAUGCCACAUCCAUCAGCACUACUACUACAUCCUAUAUACUGCCAACAACACUACAGAAUAGAAUAAAAAAAAUUAGUUCCAAUAAUACAACUAAUAAUAAUAAUAAUAAUAAAUUUCUUUUAUCAAAUCCAAUACAGAAUUCGAAUCAUUUAAAUAACAGUAAAAAUACUAUUACAAAUGUUCGUAUAAUUACUGGAACACCCUCACUAGAAUCUACUCCAGCUAUGAAUUUCCCUGGAUACGACAAUAUAUCUAGUGAAUUGAGAGACGACUUCCUAUUAUCUGCAUUUGCUUCACAAGGUGCUACUAUCGGUAUUUCUCAAAUUGAUUCAAUAAAUAAUACAUUGCCACAAAUAUUUAAUAGCAACCAUUACAGCAUUAACAACAACAAAAACAUUAAUACUAACACACCUGUGAAUAUACCCAACAAUAUAUCUAACAAUGUAACUACGCCAACUAAUCUCAGUGCCAUUUCAAUGGCUUCAACCAUGACUACAAAUAAUUCUUCCAAUUCACCAUCAUCUAUUCGCUCGGACUCAAGUUUAAAUCAGCUAUUAAGGUACUUAUUUCAGUCAAAUCCAAAUUCUAAUCAUCAAACCCCUACAAUUCCAAAAGAUUCAACACAAUCACAAAAUAUUAAACUAAAAUCAGAGACACCUGUCCCUAUUACCCAUUUGUUUUCAAAUAAAAGAGACUCCAUCCCGCUAAGUGACCAGAUUAUUUUAGAUUCACCUUCCAAAGAAUCUCAUAUGCCAAAGACCAUCAUGCAAUUAGUACCUUCAAUCUUAGAUGACACAUCAAUGACUAGAAAUUUACAAAAUAUUGAUUCGUCGUUUAGGAUCCCACAGACCGGGUUAUUAAUUCAUGGACUUACACGUUUUCUUUUAAACCAUUAUAUUAAUAACGUAGCGGAUUUAAUGACUGUUAUUCCUGUAGAAAAUAACCCUUGGAAGACUUUAUAUUUCCCUCGUGCGAUAUCUGCGUUAGGUGAUUUAACUGGAUUAGGCCACACGACAAACUCAAGAAAUUCAUUGCUUAAUGCACUAUUGGCUGUAUCAUGUUUUAAUUUAAAGAGCAAAUUCGACAAGAAUUCCACUGAACAGAAUUUUUUUUUAAAUCUAGGAAUAGAAUUUAGAUCUCAAGCAUCUGGGUUUCUUAAGAAAUGUUUAAAUGAAACUGUGGAUAACGAACGAUAUAAGGAUGUCUUAACAGCGAUAUUAUCAAUGAAUUCAAUAGAUGUUGUAUGGGGAACUAUGACAGAUUGUCAACAUCACCUGACUAUAUGUGAGGAUUUUAUAGAAAAACGUAUGAAAAAGAGACCUACGUUAUCGAAAAAGGCUAAAAUAUUACAUAGAAUUUUUUCUUUUUUAAAGUUGGUUCAAGACAGUACUGCAUUAGAUAAAGUCAGGGACAAAGAAAUUGUUUUUACUAGUAAUGAUAAUAUCACAACCACCACUACAAACAACUGUAAUAAUAAUAAUAGAUCUAUAGCUAAUUCCAAUAACUCAACCAAUAAUAAUCCAAACAAUAGUAGUGGAAGAUCCAAUCAGAUAAAUAAUGUUCAUGCACCAAUUAGAGACUCACCAACUACAUCUGGCCUAUUUAGAGAAUCUGUUAACACUAUAGAUGGGAAAAUCCAAAUAGAGUAUAUCAACGAAGAUGAUAUUAUCUCUACCCCAUGUGGUAUGAGUCCUAAUGGAAGUCAGACUGCCAGUAAUUCAGAUAAUAUUAACCAAUUGACACCUCCUAUGUUUUCUAAUAUUGCAUCAAUGAGUUAUUAUUCUUCUGAUAUUAAUAAAUCACUCAACACUGCAACUAGUUCAAUACGUAGCACAUAUAACAAUGAGUCUGAUAGUUCUGCUUCUCAACAUAAGGAUAACACUAAACUUACCUCGAAUAUACCUGGUACAGACGCUUUAUAUGGGCUUCCAAAUUCGUUAAUCCUAUUAUUUUCUGAUUGUGUUCGAAUAGCAAGACAUACAGAAUACUAUAAUAUUAAGUACAUCUCUGUUCCGAGAGAUUUUAAUAAUUUGACUAUUCGCUUUGAGAAACGAUUACUAAAAUGGAAACCAGAAUGGACUUUUUACAAAAACGAAUUAAAAACAGAGUUUAUUAGUGAUACUGUAGAAGCAUUGUAUCAUCAUACGAUGAGCUUUUAUUUUGCACUUAUCAUAUAUUAUUUUACAAUGGCCAGGUGUUUGAAUAAUGAUUUUUUACAAAAGUACGUGUCAAAAGUGUUAAAACAUUUAAAGUUAAUGACUAAAGUUAUUGAUGAAAAAAAAAUUCAAUUAGUUCCGUUGAUGUGGCAAGGUUUCAUUGCCGGGUGCUCUGCCACUGAAGAAAAGACUCAAAAGGAAUUUAAAGAAUGGGCAGCUAAAUUAGCCAGUAACGGUAUGGGUUCAUAUUGGGGUGCUAGACAAGUGAUGUAUGAAGUUUGGAAACGUAGAAAAAAUGAUGAACCUGGCGACAGCUGGUAUGCAGUUUAUAAGGAUUGGGAAAUGAAUUUGAUGUUGUCAUAA
Arxiozyma heterogenica is the source of this 3090-nucleotide messenger RNA. It is a transcript of the gene ARG81, whose product is annotated as Arg81p. Bases 1 to 3090 code for a protein of 1029 amino acids. Gene Ontology annotation, molecular function: RNA polymerase II cis-regulatory region sequence-specific DNA binding; zinc ion binding; DNA-binding transcription factor activity, RNA polymerase II-specific. Gene Ontology annotation, cellular component: nucleus. The transcript has a single exon. Lineage: Eukaryota; Fungi; Ascomycota; Saccharomycetes; Saccharomycetales; Saccharomycetaceae. The record is from RefSeq and is a predicted model, not a curated record. Gene Ontology annotation, biological process: positive regulation of transcription by RNA polymerase II.